UUAUACCCAGUCAUAGCUUCCUCGCCCAGACUUUCCCAGCAUGUCGAUUUUCGUGCUCACCUCUUUCUUGUAAUGUCAUCAGAGGACAAGACUCUGGAGCCCUCUGACCAAGGACCGUCACCGCCCCCGAGCAGCACAGCGGCCACCCCAGCUGGGAGCCCGGCCACCACAGACAAGCGACCCAGGGGAAGACCUCGCAAGGAUGGUGUCGCGCCCACGCAGAAGUCCAAGAAAAAGUCUCGCAGUAGAGGGAAAGCAUCUGUCGAUGAUGAAGACAGCAUGGAUGGCGUUGAGACAGCAGAAAUGGAGAACUUUGUGGAGACGGAAGCAAAAGAGCCGCCAGCAGAAAGUGACGGCGUCCAGUCUGCAGAAAGCACGGGAGAGGAAAAGCCACCUUCCCCCGUUCUCCAGCGCUCCGCGUCGGAGGAGUCUGCAGGAUCUUCUGCCUUAGCUGCCGAUGAAGCCAAAAGCAGUGAACAGCUGUGUGCCUUCUGCUACUGUGGAGAACGGAGCCUUCUGGGGCAGGGUGAGCUGAAACUGUUCGUCCCCACGCCUGGCUACAUCCUGCAGCACGUCCGAAAAAAGAGGGAAAGCACCGACAUCGAUGGAGAUGGCGACAGAAGCCCCAAACACAGUACAACUGGACGGAGGCAGAGAGGGCAGAAGAAAGACCACUCUUCCAGUAGCAGUGCAUUGUCCUCGGGCUCUGGGAGUACUGAGGCUCCCUGUGAGGAGCAAGCCAGCAAGUACUGGGAGGAGCUCAGCCAGGUUGGCCUUCCUGACGACAUCGAUGUCGAGUCUUUAUUUGAUACUUCAGGACAAUGCUGGGCUCAUCAGUGCUGUGCUCUGUGGUCAGGAGGCGUGUGUCAGGAGCAGGGCCAUUUGCUGGUCAAUGUGGACAGAGCCAUUGACUCAGGGAGCACAGAGUACUGUGCAUACUGUAAGCGCCUUGGAGCAUCCAUCAAGUGCUGUGAAGAGAUGUGUCGGCACUCGUACCAUUACCCCUGUGCUGCUGCUGCAGGAACUUUUCAGGACAUCAGAAGCUGCACUCUCCUCUGCCCAGAACACAUCGAACUGGCCAUAGAAAGAUCCAAGGACGAAGUGAACUGCGCGGUGUGCGACAGCCCCGGAGAUCUCCAGGACCAGCUUUUCUGCACCAGCUGCGGGCAGCAUUACCACGGGAUGUGUCUGGACAUUGUGGUGACCCCCUUGAAGAGAGCAGGCUGGCAGUGUCCCGAGUGCAAGGUCUGCCAGACAUGCAAGUAA
Molecule: messenger RNA, 1266 nt
Organism: Lepisosteus oculatus (spotted gar)
Lineage: Eukaryota; Metazoa; Chordata; Actinopteri; Semionotiformes; Lepisosteidae
Source: RefSeq, a predicted model, not a curated record